AUGAGCGAUAUAUCGUACAGAGACAUCAGUAAAAAGGAUUUGGCUUGGGAAAAGAUUGCGAGGGAAUGUGAAAUGGCGAAUGGUAAGGAAGCGAAAUCUCACUGGAAGAAAUUAAGAGAUAGUCAUAGAGAAGCUCUUCGAAGACGUAAGACUACUACAGGACAGGCAGCACAAAAUAUGAAACCGUGGAAAUAUGAGAAUUUAAUGGAAUUUUUACUGCCACACAGAGAAAAUAACGAGACUUUUUCAAAUUUUUCGGAUCGUAUACAAGGAAACGACUCUGAAAACACUUCUGAUACAAUAAUUACGGAUACUGAUGUUGUUGAAUCACCUCCCUCACCGGCUAAAACAUCUACAAUUCAAUCUGGGAAGAAGAACAGCAAGCAACUGGAAAUGAUAGAGAUUCUUCAGCGCCGAGAGAAAAAUCGCGAGCAAAGACGAACUGAAAGAGAUGAAAUAAGAAAGCAUAUUACUGAUGCUAAUCGACCACAAGAUGCAUUAUCUCAUUUAUUUGAAAGUUCAUUGCCGGAAUCCCCGCGCGGAGUUGGCGGGAAAUUCGUAACAGUGCCGCCGACUCCGCGCGGGGGUGCCAACCCGUUACGUUUCUAA
Messenger RNA from Spodoptera litura, 609 nucleotides. The record is from RefSeq and is a predicted model, not a curated record. NCBI's taxonomy places the organism in Eukaryota, Metazoa, Arthropoda, Insecta, Lepidoptera, Noctuidae.